UUUCCACUUUCUUCCUGACCUUCAUCAUCAUCCUGGCCGUGAGGUUUUGUCGCAGGAGAAAGCCCAGAUUGUUGUUUGAUGGAGCUAGACAUUCCCAGCGCGUAUCUUCCUCCAAAUUACGCAGAGGUGGAGGACACGGGAACUCUGUUAACGACAUAUUUUGGCUCUUUCACGUGUUUUAUUGCAAACAAGUGAGUGCCAUUUUGAAGUCAGAAAAGUACCUGCGUUAAGAUUUAUCCAUCCAUCCAUCCAUCCUUCCUUCCUCCCUCAGGUAGCCAGUUGUAAAUCAUGGGGCAUACUGCACGAAUCUAUGCGUUUUUACUUGUUUGUAUUUUUAUUUUUUUUUCACAUUAGCUAUUUUGGAUUCUAAAAGGUUAAAUUUGUUUAGAGGAAAGUAAUCAAAUUUGUCUCAUUUUAACUAAUCAUCACAUUUAUUUCAGCAAUAUUGGUAUGGUCAUUUUUUGGGUGUCCGUAUGGAUCCUGAUAUUUUUCAUUGAAUCAGUUAUAAAACAUUGACAUUUUAAGUAUAUUUAUGAUUCUUUGAUCCUUGUCUCCUUACUCCUUUAUAUGCUGAUAGUUUAUAAAUAGAAUUAAACUCGGAUGUCUGUAACAUUCCAUUCAGUGAAAUGUUGCAAACGUCUUUUUAGUCGACUUGGGUGUGACAUAGAGCAGGAUUUCUUAGGCUGUCUGAGGUGCUGCACUGGCAUUUGGUCGUAGUCUUUGUUUUCUUUUUUCGUUUUACAUAAUAAUUGCUCGUACCAUUCUAACGUGCCUUGGCUUUCUUUCAAUACCUUUCAUCAUGUGUUCGUGUUUCUCUCUCACUCUUCAGAGAAUGUUGCUGCUGGCUCUUGUUUUGCUGAAUGAUGUUAAGUGUACAAGCAAGAUCCUAUUCCGAGAUUUAAUCCUACGAGAAAUGUUAAUAUUAUGCAGUUCUUUAUUGUGACUCAUAGUGUCGCUGUUUACCUGCAAAACCAUGUGUGUCUUCACUAGACAUCUCCCCACCCUGAUUAUGAUGUCAUACACUGGACCUCAAGAUCGUCUUGUUAGAGAAAUCGUCGACGGUGACAGAAGAAUUGUAUAUCAGGGAUUGAGCCUAGAUUUCUAACUUCAUUUGCACACUAAUGUUUUGGCUCACAUGUUAAUAGUUGUAUUUCUGGAUUUAAUUUUUGAUCAACUUCUCGAGAAUUCCAAAGGUUUCCUUGCUGUAAAAAUGUUUGGCCUUUUGUUCUUCGUGCUGAUGGCGCACACCGCUUAUGGAGACGUGAGCUAUUCUUUUCCGGAGGAGAUGAAACGCGGAUCUGUGAUUGGAAAUAUCGCAAAAGACGUCGGGCUCGAUGUGAACAGACUUUCAUCUGGUAAUGCUCGCAUUGAUACGGAAGGAAACCGAAAACGAUACUGUGACAUUAAUAUAAAUACUGGGGAAUUGAUUGUAGCUGAGAGAAUCGACAGAGAGGGGCUGUGUGGAAAGAAAGCUUCAUGUGUUAUAAAACAGGAGCUCGUUCUGGAAAAUCCUUUGGAGCUGCAUCGUUUUAUUCUAAAUAUUGAGGACAUAAAUGAUAAUUCGCCUUCAUUUAAACAAAAUGUGAUAAAUUUCGAAAUACGUGAAUCAGCAGACAAAGGUUCUCGUUACUUAUUAGAUGAGGCCCAUGAUGCGGAUAUUGAUAUGAAUUCAGUUAAGUCAUAUACACUUGAAAGGAAUGAACAUUUUCUUUUAAACGUAGUUACUCGGGAAAAUGGAAGGAAAUAUGGAGAACUUGUAUUGGAUAAUGAGUUAGAUCGUGAGCAGCAGAAAGAACUGACAUUAAUUCUUGCUGCGGUGGACGGCGGGACUCCACCGAGAUCAGGUACUGUAGCCAUACACAUCACUGUGCUGGAUGCUAAUGAUAAUGCUCCAGUUUUUAGUCAGGCCGUCUAUAAAGUCAGUCUGCCUGAAAAUUCUCCUGUAGAUACUGUAGUGGUGACAGUGAGUGCAUCAGAUAUUGACGAAGGACAUAAUGGAGAGGUGACGUAUGAAUUUGGACAUUUAUCUGAAACCCACCAGAAAAUAUUUUCACUGGAUGCAUUGUCUGGUGAGAUUAAACUAACGGGGCUUAUUGAUUAUGAAGAAGAAAGCUCAGUUGAAUUGCCAAUUCAAGCUAAAGAUGGCCAGGGGUUAGCCAGUUAUUCUACUGUGGUAAUUGAAGUAGUUGAUAUCAACGAUAAUGCCCCUAUAAUUUCGGUUAAAUCUCUUAAAAUCCCGAUUCCCGAGAAUGCGUUACCCGGUACAGAGGUUGGCAUCAUUAAUGUGCAGGACAGGGACUCUGAGAAUAAUGGACAGGUGCGCUGCUCCAUUCAACAAAACUUUCCGUUUAAACUCGUACCAUCAAUCAAAAAUUACUAUUCUCUGGUGACCACAGGUGAAUUAGACCGCGAGCUGCUCACUGAUUAUAAUAUUACAAUUACUGCUACUGAUGAGGGCUCUCCGCCUUUAUCUUCCACUAAGAAUAUUCACUUGACUGUAGCUGACGUGAAUGAUAAUCCACCUGUAUUUCAGCAGCACAAUUACCGAGCUCAUGUGCAAGAAAAUAACAAACCGGGCUCCUCUAUUUGUUCAGUAUCAGCUACAGACCCGGACUGGAGACAGAAUGGCACUGUAGUUUAUUCUCUGAUGUCCUCUGAUGUUAAUGGCGCACCGGUGUCAUCCUUUCUAUCCAUUAACGGAGACACCGGAGUCAUUCAUGCUGUGAGGUCGUUUGAUUACGAACAGUUGAACAGUUUCAAAGUGCUCGUGUUAGCCAGAGACAAACGGUCUCCUCCUCUGAGCAGUAACGUGACCGUGAGUGUCUUCAUAACGGAUGAGAAUGACAACUCCCCUCAGAUAUUAUACCCCUCUCCGGAAGGAAACUCCAUCAUGACAGAGAUGGUCCCCAAGGCUGCUCAGGCGCGCUCCCUGGUCUCCAAGGUGAUCGCCGUGGACGCGGAUUCUGGCCAGAACGCGUGGCUCUCGUAUCACAUUAUGAAAGCGACUGAUCCGGGACUUUUCACUAUCGGUGUCCACAGCGGAGAGAUCAGGACGCAGCGACGUACAUUUCUGAAUCUGACAGCAUGAAAACAGAACCUCAUUGUGUCCGUGAGAGAUAACGGACAGCCCUCUCUCUCAGCCACGUGCGCAUUGUAUUUACUUAUAUCAGAUAACUUGGCUGAAGUUCCAGAACUGAAAGACAUGUCUCGUGAGGAGAGCAGCUCCAAACUCACGUUUUAUUUGAUCAUUGCGCUGGUGUCCGUUUCCACUUUCUUCCUGACCUUUAUCAUCAUCAUCCUGGCCGUGAGGUUUUGUCGCAGGAGAAAGCCCAGACUGUUGUUUGAUGGAGCAGUAGCCAUUCCCAGCGCGUAUCUUCCUCCAAAUUACGCAGAUGUAGAGGGUGCGGGAACUCUCCGCAGCACUUACAAUUAUGACGCAUACCUGACCACGGGCUCGCGCACUAGUGACUUCAAGUUCGUCAGAUCUUAUAAUGAGGGCACGAUGACUGCUGACCUGACUCUGAAAAAGACUCAGUCAGCUGUGGAUGAUCUUGAAGGACUCGAUGCAGCAAUGGGUGAUUCGUUUCAGGUAGGACUUGAGAUUUGUUUAAAUUUAAUAUUUGUGUUUUCAACUGACUGCUUUCUUUGGCAAUGUUCUUUUUUCUUAGCAGUUCACGCGACUCUUUCAAAUAAAUGGUGUACUCCUCUCGAUUUUUCUGAAUUUAAUUUUACAUUUGUCGUAUUGUACAUUUUAAUUGUUUUGUUGUUGGAUUUCGGUUUAAUAUCUGAAGCAUUCCAAAGGUUUCGUGUUGCUGCUGAGAUGUUUGGCCUUUUGUUCUUCGUGCUGAUGGCGCGGAUCGCUUAUGGAGACUUGAGCUAUUCUUUUCCGGAGGAGAUGAAACGUGGAUCUGUGAUUGGAAAUAUAGCAAAGGAUCUCGGACUCGAUGUGAACAGACUGUCAUCUCGUAAGGCUCGAAUUGAUGCUGAAGGUAACAGAAAACGAUACUGCGACAUUAAUCUAAAUACUGGAGAGCUGAUCGUAGCGGAGAAAAUCGACAGAGAGGGACUUUGUGGAAAGAAAGCCUUGUGUGUCAUAAAACAGGAGCUUGUCCUUGAAAGCCCUCUAGAAUUGCAUCGUUUUAUUCUCAAUGUUGAAGACAUAAAUGAUAAUUCACCACAAUUCACAGAGAAUGUCGUUAAAUUCGAAAUACAGGAAUCAGCAGUCAAAGGAUCUCGUUACUUAUUAGAUGAGGCCCAUGAUGCGGAUAUUAGUCUUAAUUCUGUGCAAUCAUAUACACUUCAAAACAAUGAACACUUUAUUCUUAAUGUACUAACCAGAGAAAAUGGAAGAAAAUAUGGCGAGCUAGUGCUGAAUAAAGAGUUGGAUCGUGAGCAGGAGAAAGAGGUAACAUUAAUUCUUACUGCGGUAGACGGCGGGACUCCACCGAGAUCAGGUACCGUAGCCAUACAAAUCACUGUGCUGGAUGCUAAUGAUAAUGCUCCAGUCUUUAGUCAGACCAGUUAUAAAAUCAGUCUGACUGAAAAUUCACCUGUAGAUACUGUAGUGGUGACAGUGAGCGCUACUGAUGCUGACGAGGGACAAAAUGGUGAAGUGACAUAUGCGUUUAGUCAUUUAUCCGAAAUUGUCCGGCAAUUAUUUUUCCUUGAUACAAUGUCUGGAGAGAUUAAACUAAAGGGACUCAUGGAUUUUGAGGAGGAGAGUUCAAUUGAAUUGCCGAUUCAAGCUAAGGAUGGUCAAGGGUUAGCCAGUCAUUGUACAGUAAUAAUAGAUGUUAUUGAUAUCAAUGAUAACUCCCCUAUGAUUGUAAUCAAUUCCCUCCAUAGCCCUGUUCCUGAGAAUGCAUUACCCGGUACAGAGGUUGGCAUCAUUAAUGUGCAGGACAGAGACUCUGACAAUAACGGACAGGUGCGCUGCUCCAUUCAGCAAAACUUCCCGUUUAAACUCGUUCCUUCAAUCAAAAAUUACUAUUCUCUGGUGACCACAGGUGAAUUAGACCGCGAGCUGCUCUCUGAUUAUAAUAUUACAAUUACUGCUACUGAUGAGGGCUCUCCGCCUUUAUCUUCCACUAAGAAUAUUCACUUGACUGUAGCUGACGUGAAUGAUAAUCCACCUGUAUUUCAGCAGCAGAAUUACAGAGCUCAUGUGCAAGAAAAUAACAAACCGGGCUCCUCUAUUUGUUCAGUAUCAGCUACAGACCCGGACUGGAGACAAAAUGGCACUGUAGUUUAUUCUCUGUUGUCCUCUGAUGUCAAUGGCGCACCGGUGUCCUCCUUUCUAUCCAUUAACGGAGACACCGGAGUCAUUCAUGCUGUGAAGUCGUUUGAUUACGAACAGUUGAAAAGUUUCAAAGUGCUCGUGUUAGCCAGAGACAACGGUUCUCCUCCUCUGAGCAGUAACGUGACCGUGAAUGUCUUCAUAACGGAUGAGAAUGACAACUCCCCUCAGAUAUUAUACCCUUCUCCGGAAGGAAACUCCAUCAUGACCGAGAUGGUACCCAAAGCUGCUCAGGCGCGCUCCCUGGUCUCCAAGGUGAUCGCCGUGGACGCGGAUUCUGGCCCGAACGCGUGGCUCUCGUAUCACAUUAUGAAAGCGACUGAUCCGGGACUUUUCACUAUCGGUGUCCACAGCGGAGAGAUCAGGACGCAGCGGGACAUUUCUGAAUCUGACAGCAUGAAAGAGAAACUCAUUGUGUCCGUGAGAGAUAACGGACAGCCCUCUCUCUCAGCCACGUGCGCAUUGUAUUUACUUAUUUCAGAUAACUUGGCUGAAGUUCCAGAACUGAAAGACAUGUCUCGUGAGGAGAGCAGCUCCAAACUCACGUUUUAUUUGAUCAUCGCGCUGGUGUCCGUUUCCACUUUCUUCCUGACCUUCAUCAUCAUCAUCCUGGCCGUGAGGUUUUGUCGCAGGAGAAAGCCCAGACUGUUGUUUGAUGGAGCUGUAGCCAUUCCCAGCGCAUAUCUUCCUCCAAAUUACGCAGAGGUGGAGGGUGCGGGAACUCUCCGCAGCACUUACAAUUAUGACGCAUACCUGACCACUGGCUCGCGCACUAGUGACUUCAAGUUCAUCAGAUCUUAUAAUGAGGGCACGUUGACUGCUGACCUGACUCUGAAAAAGACACAGUCAGCUGUGGAUGAUCUUGAAGGACUUGAUGCGGAAAUGAAUGAUUCGUUUCAGGUAGGAUUUAUUAUUAUUAUUAUUAUUAUUAUUAUUAUUAUUAUUAUUAUUUCGAGGUUUGGCUCUUAUGCAUUUGAAAGGUUCUGUGUUACUGCUGAGAUGUUUGGCCUUUUGUUCUUCGUGCUGAUGGCGCACACCGCUUAUGGAGACGUGAGCUAUUCUUUUCCGGAGGAGAUGAAACGCGGAUCUGUGAUUGGAAAUAUAGCAAAGGAUCUCGGACUCGAUGUAAACAGACUGUCAUCUCGUAAGGCUCGAAUUGACACUGAAGGUAACAGAAAACGUUACUGUGACAUUAAUCUAAAUACUGGAGAACUGACCUUAGCGGGGAGAAUCGACAGGGAGGAAAUUUGCGGGGACAGGCUUUCAUGUGUUUUAAAAUUUGAGGUAAUGCUAGAAGAUCCAUUAGAGCUGCACCGUGUUUCAGUUCAAAUUCAGGACAUUAACGACAAUUUGCCUGUUUUCUCAAAGGAUUUGAUUACAUUUGAAAUCGGGGAGUCUUCUCUUAGAGGUACUCGCUAUCGCUUGAAUGCUGCUCAUGACGCAGAUGUAGGACAAAAUGCAGUUCAGAGAUACGACCUACAGAAAAAUGCUAACUUUAAGCUCACGAUCAGUUCAAAUGUAGAUGGAGAAAAGAAUUUGGAAUUAUUACUAGAUAAAGAAUUAGAUCGCGAGCAGCAAAAAGAGCUUACAUUAAUUCUUACUGCGGUAGACGGGGGGACUCCACCGAGAUCAGGUACCGUAGCCAUACACAUCACUGUGCUGGAUGCUAAUGAUAAUGCUCCAGUCUUUAGUCAGGCCGUCUAUAAAGUCAGUCUGCCUGAAAAUUCUCCUGUUGAUACUGUAGUGGUGACAACUAGACGAACUACUGAUGCUGACGAGGGACAAAAUGGAGAAGUGACGUAUGAGUUCAGUCGUAUUUCUGACAAAGCCAAAAACCUGUUUUCAUUAGAUCCAAAUACAGGUGCCAUUCGAGUUACGGGUUCACUAGAUUAUGAGGACGAAAUUGUUUAUGAAUUGCGCAUUGAAGGGAAAGAUGUAUUUGGUUUAUCCAGUGACGCUAAAGUUGUAAUAGAACUUGCAGAUGUUAAUGCUCCUGAGAUACAAUUGAAAUCUUUGCGUACCCCCGUUCCUGAGAAUGCGUUACCCGGUACAGAGGUUGGCAUCAUUAAUGUGCAGGACAGAGACUCUGAGAAUAAUGGACAGGUGGGCUGUUCCAUUCAGCAAAACGUCCCGUUUAAACUCGUACCUUCAAUCAAAAAUUACUAUUCUCUGGUGACCACAGGUGAAUUAGACCGCGAGCUGCUCUCCGAUUUUAAUAUUACAAUUACUGCUACUGAUGAGGGCUCUCCGCCUUUAUCUUCCACUAAGAAUAUUCACUUGACUGUAGCUGACGUGAAUGAUAAUCCACCUGUAUUUCAGCAGCAGAAUUACAGAGCUCAUGUGCAAGAAAAUAACAAACCGGGCUCCUCUAUUUGUUCAGUAUCAGCUACAGACCCGGAUUGGAGACAGAAUGGCACACUGUAGUUUAAUUCUCUGUUGUCCUCUGAUGUCAAUGGCGCACCGGUGUCGUCUUCUCUAUCCAUUAACGGAGACACCGGAGUCAUUCAUGCUGUGAGGUCGUUUGAUUACGAACAGUUGAAAAGUUUCAAAGUGCUCGUGUUAGCCAGAGACAACGGUUCUCCUCCUCUGAGCAGUAACGUGACCGUGAGUGUCUUCCUAACGGAUGAGAAUGACAACUCGCCACAGAUAUUAUACCCCUCUCCGGAAGGAAACUCCUUCAUGACAGAGAUGGUACCCAAAGGUGCUCAGGCGCGCUCCCUGGUCUCCAAGGUGAUCGCAGUGGACGCGGAUUCUGGCCAGAACGCGUGGCUCUCGUAUCACAUUAUUAAAGCGACUGAUCCGGGACUUUUCACUAUCGGGUUCCACAGCGGAGAGAUCAGGACGCAGCGGGACAUUUCUGAAUCUGACAGCAUGAAACAGAACCUCAUUGUGUCCGUGAGAGAUAAUGGACAGCCCUCUCUCUCAGCCACGUGCGCAUUGUAUUUGCUUAUAUCAGAUAACUUGGCUGAAGUUCCAGAACUGAAAGACAUGUCUCGUGACGAGAGCAGCUCCAAACUGACGUUUUAUUUGAUCAUCGCGCUUGUGUCCGUUUCCACUUUCUUCCUGACCUUCAUCAUCAUCAUCCUGGCCGUGAGGUUUUGUCGCAGGAGAAAGCCCAGACUGUUGUUUGAUGGAGCUGUAGCCAUUCCCAGCGCGUAUCUUCCUCCAAAUUACGCAGAGGUAGAGGGUGCGGGGAACUCUCCGCGCAGCGCUUACAAUUAUGACGCAUACCUGACGACGGGCUCGCGCACUAGUGACUUCAAGUUCAUCAGAUCUUAUAAUGAGGGCACGAUGACUGCUGACCUGACUCUGAAAAAAACUCAAUCAGCUGUGGAUGAUCUUGAAGGGCUUGGUACAGCAAUGAGCGAUUCGUUUCAGGGUCCUGCGGUGCUGCAGUGUGCCAUUUACUACUGCUUUGAGAAUUUUGCUUGUAUAGAUCUCUAUCCCUCCAUGUUUGGGCUUCAAGGUCCUCUUUGA
Messenger RNA from Cyprinus carpio (common carp), 8773 nucleotides. RefSeq lists its product as uncharacterized. Gene Ontology annotation, biological process: homophilic cell-cell adhesion. Gene Ontology annotation, molecular function: calcium ion binding. The record is from RefSeq and is a predicted model, not a curated record. NCBI's taxonomy places the organism in Eukaryota, Metazoa, Chordata, Actinopteri, Cypriniformes, Cyprinidae. Gene Ontology annotation, cellular component: plasma membrane. The transcript is spliced from 6 exons.